AUGAGACCCUUUUUGCUCUUCCUGCUACAUCUGCGCCUCUGAUGCACUCCUCUGCAGAAAAAGUUCUGGACUUGCAGGAGCAGCCAGGUAGCACUAAGUCGCUUGGUCAAGAGGAUUUUACUGCAGUCGCACUUGAUACUGCUCCUUCUCUUCCCUCCUUCUCUCCUAUCUCAGCUGAUCCCUUUAAAGAGUACACAGCCUUUGAUACACUCUCAGAUGGAUUACCUGCAAGAGGCAUUUACAAAGCAAGUACAAAUGAGGUUUAUAAGGAAACAAUAAAAAGUCCAAGAAAUCCCUUUCUUGCAGAGGGAAAUGACAAAGACAUUUCAGAGAUGAAGUACUCAGCACCCCCAUUUGCUAAACCAGAAACAGCCAUUUUAUCUCCAGCUAAAGGGGAAACACAGCUAGAGGGCCCUAAAGAAUUACCUAACCUGGAGAAAAUGUCUCCAGAAACUCCUGAAGAUCUGUUUGAGAGAAAUGAGGAAGAUCUCUUCUAUAACAAAGACAAAUACCAAGGUGAUGGUAUUCAUGGUGAAAAAGGGGUGUUGAAAGAAGACCCUCUCAGGAGGGAUGAAUAUGCAGACUUCAAACCAUUCGAGCCAAUAUGGGAAGUAAAAGGUGCUAGUCAUGGACUAAGCAGCAUGAGAGAAGAUGUUGCAAGUAAGAUAGAUGCCAAACUAGAGAGCAGUUUGGAUGAGAAAUACGGUGUGGAUAAGCUGAAUGUGCAGAAGGGUUAUGAAAGAGAGAGUGAAGGAGACUCUUUCCCAAGUACCCCAGAAGCUGUAAAAGAACCUUCACAGACUUACAUCACUUGUACUAAAUUUGACUCCUCUCUGAGUCCUGAUGGUAACAAAGGCAAAUCUCUGUCUCCACUAGAGGAGGGCACUUCAGAAAAUAGAACCGACGAUGAGAAAAAAAUUGCAGAAAUGAAAGCUCAGACAAGCACAGAACAAGGUAAUUUUAGCGCCCGAGCAGUUGGCAAGCAGGAGGGCCAGGAAGCUGACUCUGCUAAAGCAGAGAGUGUAUCAACAGUGCCAUCUGACACUGCAGCAAAUAUGCCUGAAGGUCUUACUCCUGAUCUGGUACAAGAGGCGUAUGAAAGUGAAAUGCAUGAUGCAGCAUGUACAAAACUUGCUUAUGAAACCAAGAUUGAUUUAGUUCAGACCUCCGAGUCAGUACAAGAGACGUUGAAACCUGUGACACAAAUCUGUCCCUCGUUCGAAGGGUCAGAAGCGGCUCCGUCUCCAGUAUUGCCAGAUAUUGUUAUGGAAGCCCCACUAAGCACUGGGACUGCUGGUGCAGAAACAUCUGCUGUGCAGCUUGAAGCUUCCCCAUUAGAAACAUUUAUUCCCACUGCCAAAUAUGAGAAUGUAAAAGAAGAGGCUGAAAAACCUCCCGUAUACCAAGAGGCAGUGCAUGCUCCACUGGCACAGGCCCAAGAAGCGAAAGAGGCAUCAGCAUUUAAACAACCUGGUCGUGAGAGUAGCACCAGUCCUGAAGAUCUAGAGACUCCUUAUAUAUCUAUUGCAUGUGACUUAAUUAAGGGAACAAAGGUCUCUGGUGAGUCUGUUUCUCCAUCCUUUACAGAUUAUUCAAAGACACCAAUAACAGAAUGCAUUUCUCAGGAUAUGCCUGAACACAAGGAACUUGAUGAAAACCUGUCUCCAGAGUUUGGAAAAUCUGACCUGUUUCAUAGCCAGAUGAUAGCUGACUUUGCUGAUGAAGAGAGUGAAGAUCCAUCUCUCAUCCUACAAAGUAAAUCCACUGAGAGUAUUGCAACUGAUGAUGAACAUGAGGAAGGGCUGGUGGAUUCAGUAGCUGCCACAGGCAAGCCUUAUCUGGAAUCAUUCCAGUCCCAACUGGACUCUUCCAAAGGUGUUGCUGCUCUAGCAUCUGAGCCAACACCUACAAAAGUAGCCAAGACAGAGAAGAUUCCUCUUCAAAUGGAAGAGCUGAAUGCUUUGGCUUAUUCAUCUGAUGUAUCUGUUGCUAUGGAACCAAAAACAGGAGAUGACAAAGCUCUCUCACCCAUGGAGUCCUCCCCAGAAGAAGACUUUGUGAUGUUAGCUCAUCCUAAAACUGUUCCUGAGUUUAUGGCAGAAGUCACUGACAGAGAAAUAAUACACAAAGAUAAAGACGAAGAGAUCAGUGAGGCGAUCCAAGGUGAGAAGAGGCAGUUGCCUUGCUCAGAGCUGCCCUGUGAUCUGUCUAUGAAGAAUGUAGAAGUAAAAGCUGAGGAAGAUGCUAAUGCCUUGAAAAAGUCCUUGGAGGCUGUGGACAGAGAAGUGCCUGAAGUAUCCACGAUGUCCUUACCAGCCACAGAUACCUCACCUUUAUCUACUGAAAAAGAGAUAGUCAGUGUAGUCAAACCAGGAGCUUUUGAGAAGGAAGCUGAGAGAGAAGCUGCUUCUGUUAAAGAAAAGAAAAAACCUACUGCUGUGUUUUCAGCAAAGCUGAAUAAAUCUUCAGGUAAUCUGUGUAUGCUGUCUUGCAGUUUGCUAAUCUGCAUAAUUCUUUAGCUAAACUUAACCAUGUUAUGUCUUACUCUUUUUAAGUCACUUUCUGUAAACUUCUCU
Acanthisitta chloris (rifleman) is the source of this 2576-nucleotide messenger RNA. RefSeq names its product reticulon-4-like. NCBI's taxonomy places the organism in Eukaryota, Metazoa, Chordata, Aves, Passeriformes, Acanthisittidae. Gene Ontology annotation, biological process: brain development; endoplasmic reticulum tubular network formation; neuron differentiation. Gene Ontology annotation, cellular component: neuron projection; postsynaptic density. The record is from RefSeq and is a predicted model, not a curated record.